This is a messenger RNA of Lathyrus sativus (Indian pea), 1404 nucleotides long. NCBI's taxonomy places the organism in Eukaryota, Viridiplantae, Streptophyta, Magnoliopsida, Fabales, Fabaceae. The record is from the annotation of a GenBank genome assembly.
AUGGGUAGUUUUUUACACAUUUUCUUCUUUCCUUUCAUGGGUCAUGGCCAUAUCAUACCCACCAUUGAAAUGGCCAAAUUAUUUGCAGCAAAAGGUGUCAAAGCCACAAUCAUUACCACACCUCUUAAUGAACCUAUUAUCUCUAAAGCUAUACAAAAAUCCAAAACUAUUGGUCACAAUAUUCAUAUUCAAACCAUACUGUUUCCUUCCUCAAAGGCUGGUUUACCAAAUGGAUGUGAAAAUGUUGACUCACUCCCUUCACCGGAAUGGUUUCCUAGCUUCUGUUUGGCGACAAAUUUGUUACAGGAACAACUUGAAGAACUAUUACUUGAGCAAAAUCCAGAUUGUGUUGUUGCCGACAUGUUUUUCCCAUGGGUGACUGAUUCUGCUCACAAAUUUGGAAUUCCUAGACUUGUGUUUCAUGGAUAUUGUUUCUUUUCCUUGUGUGCUACAGAGUGUAUGAGACUCUAUCAACCUUUUAGAAAUGUUUCUUCUCAUACUGAAUCCUUUGUUAUUUCUAAUCUUCCCGGUGAGAUUAAAAUGACUAGGUUGCAGAUAGCCCCUUUCGAAAACUGGGAGGAAUUCGAAGGAAUGGCUAAACUAAUGUAUGAAGUAAAGGAAUCGGAACUUAAGAGCUUUGGAGUGGUUGUUAACAGCUUUUAUGAACUUGAAAAUGUUUACGCAGAUUAUUACAGGAAGAUACUUGGAAGAAAAGCAUGGCAUAUUGGUCCUUUGCCUCUUUGGAAUAAAGAAGCUCCUGUGAAUCAACCUCAAGACAUGUAUCUAAAAUGGCUGGAUACGAUGAAACCAAACUCAGUUGUUUACGUGUGCCACGGUAGUAUGGCACACUUUUGUAACUCUCAGCUUAGAGAAAUUGCCAUGGGACUUGAGGCUUCAGGACAGAAAUUUAUUUGGGUGGUUAGGAAAAAUGAAGACGACGGAGAAGAAUGGUUACCGGAAGGAUUUGAGAAGAGAAUGGAAGAAAAAGGAAUGAUAAUUAGAGAUUGGGCACCACAAGUGUUGAUUCUUGAACAUGAAGCAGUUGGUGCAUUUGUGACUCAUUGUGGAUGGAAUUCGGUUUUGGAAAGUGUCAUUGCAGGGGUGCCUAUGGUUACUUGGCCUAUGUCUUCUGAGCAGUUUUACAAUGAGAAGUUGUUGACUGAGGUGCUUAAAAUUGGUGUUCCUGUUGGUGCUAAAAAAUGGGUUGGUUUGGUGGGAGAUGAGGUUCAUUGGGAUGCAUUGGAAAAGGCAGUGAAGAGGAUUAUGGAAGGUGAAGAAGUAGAAGAAAUGAGGAAGAGAGUGAAAGUGUUGUCAGAGUUAGCUAAGAAGGCUGUGGAAGAAGAAGGAUCAUCUUAUUGUGAUUUGAAUGCUUUAAUUCAGGAGUUGAGUUUGUUUAGAAAUUGA